Molecule: messenger RNA, 705 nt
Organism: Prorocentrum cordatum
Lineage: Eukaryota; Dinophyceae; Prorocentrales; Prorocentraceae
Source: the annotation of a GenBank genome assembly
AUGGGGGCGGGGAGCAACCCGUGGUCCAUCUGGUCGGACGGCCUGCUGCUCCCGGUGUGGUUCAUCCGCCUGAUCCUCUUCGACGUGCUGCUCUGGGACGUGUCACCGCCAGUGCUGGUGGGCGACGCGCUGUGGUUUUCUGUCAUGGCUGUGAUGUGCCGUGUCCACUCGCUGGCGCUUGCUGCUCUGGUGGCCUGCCAGGUCGGCUCCCUGUUUUUGAUUUUCGGGAUGAAGGGCCUCUUCAGCUUCGACGACUUCAGCACGGUCCGAUUCGGCAUGUACAGCGUGACCAUGCUGGUCAUCGUGGCGUGUGCGUACUUCCUCGACGAGCAGAGUCGCCUGCAGUCCUUCGGCCAGCUGACGUCCCUGGAGGACAGGAACGCCAGGCUCGCCGACCAGCUGCUCCGGUGGAAGUUCAUCCCCAGCCCAGGCAGCCAGACGCUGCACGGGCACGGGAACUGCGGCUCCGUCGACGACGACGCCUCUCGCAGGGGCUCCUCCCAGAGCUCGGCGCGCAGCAUCCUGAGGCGCGGGGGCGCCGGCGCGGCGGGUCAGGUGGGCCUGGAGAGGGCCGGCCUCAGCGUGCGCUUCAGGACGCCGGGGCCAGACCCGAGCACGCUGGUGCAGACCAGCCGGCCGCGCAGCGGCAGCUUCCUGGUGAGGGAGCAGGCGACGCCCCUGAACCUGCACGACGUCAUGGAGUGA